Molecule: messenger RNA, 450 nt
Organism: Acanthocheilonema viteae
Lineage: Eukaryota; Metazoa; Nematoda; Chromadorea; Rhabditida; Onchocercidae
Source: the annotation of a GenBank genome assembly
AUGCGAGUACUGAUAACGACUGUGGUGAUGCUUGCCGCUAGCCUGAUUGUCAUCGCAGAUCAACCAAUGCGAUGCUAUCAAUGUAAUUCGGCGAAAGAUACAAACUGUGAUUCCAGUGAUGCCAAGGAUUUAAAGCAAUAUAUCAAAUUAUGCACACCACUGAAAGGAGGUACCUAUGCCGGUAAUGAACCCAUCGCAUGCCGUAAAAUCGUCCAAAGUGUGGAGGAAUUACCAACGCAAAUAAUCAGAGAGUGCGCUUAUACGGGUGAUAAGCAGUUGGAUGGAAUGCGUAAACAAGGCAGUAAAGCUAUCAAAUUGUUGUACUACCAAUGCGAAAAUGCGGACGGAGAUACACCUUGUAACGGUACACAACAGAUAACCACACGAUAUCUCUCCUUGACCUUUCUCAUUGCAGUUAUAAUUGCUAUAGUCCACAGUAGAUAUCAGUAG